CACCUGCCGGCCCUCAGGAGCUCCGCUUCACCGAGGCUGUCGUCCGGCAUGGCGGCGGCGGCCCCAGAAUACCCUGCUGCAUGUGACUUGUUCAUUUUGUAUGGAAAAGAUGCUGGUGAAUGGUGUCAAUAUCUUCAGAGCCUCUUCAACUCAUGCCAAGAAGUCCAGAGCUAUCAAGUGGAGAGUGGAACUGUUAUUCCCAUGGAGGUGUUGGAGAUCUUCAAGAGCAGCAGGUGUAUAAUUAUUUUACUGUCCUCCGAACUGGUGCAGAGCUUCUAUAUCCCAGCUGUCCUUCAGAGCCUGCAGAAUGUCCUCCAGCCGCCUCACAAAGUGGUGAAACUGUUCUGUGGUGUAUCAGAAUGUGAGAAUUACCAAGAGUUCUUCAAAGACUGGUCCCAGUGGAAACAGCUUACCUGUGAUGAUGAUCCUGAUGCCUAUAUUGCAGCUGUCAUGAAGGCUAUUUCAGAAAGAGAUUCUGGUUGUGAUUCAGUGACUGAUGCAGAAGUGGAGGAUGACAGAGACCUACAAGAUUCGUGCAGUACUACAAUGAGUCGGCAGCAUGGGACCUUAGUGACCACACCAGGAAGUCUAAUUGCAGUGCAGCCGGAUCGCAUACGCUGUGGGGUGCAAACGAUAGCUUACAUCAUCUUAAAAUGUAAGUUGGAUAGCCAAGUAAAAAUGGAAGUGGAAUUUUCUUCUGAGAAACACCAGUCAGUACAAGCACCAGCCAGGAUGGAGAACGAGUAUACAGUCUCAGUUUGCACACCUGACUUAUCACCUGGAAUUGUAUGCCUGCGAUUGUUUUCUGGGGAUUUAAUGAUAGCUGAAGCAACCAUCAGCUAUUACACGGACAUGGAAGAAAUUAGCAAUUUGCUGGCUACUGCAGCAAAUCCAGUGGAAUUCAUGUGUCAGGCAUUUAAAAUAGUACCUUUCAACACAGAAGCUCUGGACAAAAUCCUGACAGAGUCAUUGAAGAAGAACCUUCCUGCAUGUGGCUUGCAUCUCUUAGGCAUCAACCAGCUAGAAGAAGAAGACAUUACUAGCCAGAGGGAUGAAGAGCUGCCAACUCUGCUGCAUUUUGCUGCAAAAUAUGGGCUGAAGAACCUUACAGCCCUAUUGCUUACAUGCCCAGGAGCGCUGCAGGCCUACAGUGUUGCCAACAAGUAUGGUUUCUAUCCCAACAACCUUGCAGAAAAAGAGGGUUUCAAAGAUCUCCGGCAGUUCAUUGAUGAAUAUGUGGAGACAGUAGACAUGCUGAAAAGUCACAUAAAGGAAGAGUUGAUGCAGGGUAAGGAAGAUGACUCUGUUUAUGAGUCCAUGGCUCACCUCUCCACCGACCUACUGAUGAAAUGUUCUCUGAACCCUGGCUGUGAUGAAGAGCUCUACGAAUCUAUGGCUGGUUUGGUUCCCAGUGCUACAGAGGACUUGUACGUAGAAAUGCUUCAGUCAGAUGCUAGCAAUCCCUUUUCACGGACAACAAAGGCUUACAUGAUGCGUAAGUUUUUAGAAGGUGUUACUGUGGAUGUGCCAGAGCUGAAAGAGAAUAUAUACCAUAAAUCUGAAGAUGAAGAACUCUAUCAUACUGUGGAGCAGGGAAGCUUCCCUCAGGAAAUGGUCAACAGACCACCUGUUCCUGUGCCAAGACCUGAUCCCUCCUCUAAACAACAGGACAAAGAAUCAUACAUUUAUAAAGUAUUUGCAGGUAAAGAUCAAGAGAGACCUGGGAAUCUCUAUGUGUCUGCCCGGAACAUUAAAAAAGGACAAGGAGACGCCACUUUAAACCAGUAUCGAACCAGUAUCUAUGACCCAUUUGCUGGGAUGAAAACCCCAGGCCAAAGGCAGCUGAUCACUUUACAGGAGCAAGUGAAGCUGGGGAUGCUCUCCGUAGAUGAAGCUGUCCUGUGCUUCAAGGAGUGGCAACUAAAUCAAAAAAGGAGGUCAGAUUCAUUUCGCUUUCAGCAGGAAAACCUGAAAAGAUUGCGUGAUAGCAUCACUCGACGACAAAUUGAGAAAAAAAAGGCUGGCAAAGAUACAGACUUGGAAAUCACUGUGCCUGUUGGACAUUUCCAGAAUGCGCCCAAAAAACCAGAAUGUAGCAUAUAUGAAUUUAAUCCCCGGAAAAACCUCUUCCCACCAAAGCGAGGAGAAUGGAAAACAGAAAGCACCUCAAGCACUGCAAGUAGUUCAAGUAACCGAUCCAGUACACGAAGUAUACUGAGUGUUAGCAGUGGGAUGGAUGGAGACAAUGAGGACAGUGAGUUGCCAGAAAUGAAGAGAAACUUCAGCAGCGGGGCUCAGCAAGUGGACAAGCAGCCCUGCAUGCCACCUGGAAGGCCUCCAAGAAUACCUCCUCGAGUUGCUAGCAGGCCUUUGAGCAGUGACAGUUUCUAUCCUCCCCCUGUGCCUCCAAGAGGUCGCGAAAUGCCACGCUGAAUCUUUGGAAUUGUGAAAACUUAAAUGUGGGAAUGCAUGGUUUCUUAUCUUAAGAUUGACUCUUCAGUGGUAAUGAUUAAAGCAUCCUCAGCAGUCGUUUUCUCCUUGACCCCUGCUCAAAUGAAUAAUUUUGGAGGUUCCUUUAAAAACUGAUUCAAUGCUGAAAGGACAAGACAUUGGAGUCCUCUGACAGCAGUGGCUUUUCAGAAAAAUGAACUGGUUACAGCACAAAAAUGGACAUGUUGAGCUUGUUGGAAAGUGUCUGAUUCAUCGGUCUUAGCCACACCAGACCAAAGAUGUCUAGAUUUUCUCAAGAAUCCUUCAACAUCAAAAUUGAGUAUUUACAAGCAGAACCUUUUGCCUAUUUAUCUACAAAUGAGGUAGUCAACUUGAUAUACACUGUAGUAAUUCCUUUAAAACCAGCACAGAUGUUACUGAUUUUAUAAUGGCUAUGUAUGUCAGACGACCAAACUAAUGCCUAAAGUUGCUUUUCAUAUAAUAUAAAAAUAAAGACACACUGAGUAAUGUUUUGCACUUUAAGCCCUAUGUCUUAAAACACAGGAUCUUCAUGGAAUCGUAUGCUUGCCUUUGCUGUGUAUUAUUUCUGUGGCAAUCUGUCAAAAGCGCCCACUAAACUAUGGAUUCAAAGGAACCCAAGUUCUGUACAAUUUAUUAACAUCAAUAAAGUUUAUGAACAGAAGUUCAACUUAACAUA
Elgaria multicarinata webbii is the source of this 3148-nucleotide messenger RNA. It is a transcript of the gene PIK3AP1, whose product is annotated as phosphoinositide-3-kinase adaptor protein 1. NCBI's taxonomy places the organism in Eukaryota, Metazoa, Chordata, Lepidosauria, Squamata, Anguidae. Gene Ontology annotation, cellular component: cytosol. Gene Ontology annotation, molecular function: phosphatidylinositol 3-kinase regulatory subunit binding; signaling receptor binding. The transcript is spliced from 17 exons. Bases 49 to 2433 code for a protein of 794 amino acids. Gene Ontology annotation, biological process: signal transduction. The record is from RefSeq and is a predicted model, not a curated record.